Molecule: messenger RNA, 1897 nt
Organism: Arabidopsis lyrata subsp. lyrata
Lineage: Eukaryota; Viridiplantae; Streptophyta; Magnoliopsida; Brassicales; Brassicaceae
Product: protein enabled homolog
Biological process (GO): mRNA cis splicing, via spliceosome
Cellular component (GO): spliceosomal complex
Source: RefSeq, a predicted model, not a curated record
AGAACCGAAACCGAAUGGACCCAACCGAUAACCGAACGGUUAACCGAAAGUCCAGGCCUAAUUGGGACUCGAGUUCAUCAAUUCCAAAUUUUUACUUGGGAAGGCAACGUUCAAAGGCUAAAAGUUUUUCGUAUUGGGUUUGGAGGAUGAGGACGACCAAGGGAGGGAAGGCGAUGAACCCUACCGAUUCCUUCCGCAAGAAAGAAUUGAGACGGAACAAGCUAGAGAGAAAGAAGAUAAGAGAGGUCGGGAUUUUAAACAAGGAUCCUGAACAAAUUAAGGAACAGAUCAGGAAACUAGAUAUCUCAAAGGCUGAAGGUGCUUUGGACAAAGCAAGAAAACAUAAAAAGAGACAACUUGAAGAUACUUUGCAGAUGUCGUGAAGAAGAGGAAGGUAUGAGGAGAAAAGGAAGGAGCAGGGGGAACCUACAACCUCUGUUAUGUUCAGCCACCUACCCCCACAACGAAGACCUGGCGAGGAGGAUGAAAGAUCAAAGGAUUUAACACCAGAGGACUCUGUUUAUUAUCACCCCACCUUGAACCCGACUGGUUCGCCACCCCCUGGAAAGCCACCCAUGUAUAGAUCCUCUAUAGGACCUGGAAUCCCCUUAGAUGGCGCUUCCUCUAGUGGUGUUGCAUCAUCUUCAAAUUAUGAGUUGGAAGAUGCUGUAAUAACUUCUCCCCCGCCUCUGUCAGAUGGCAGUAUUUCAGGCUCUCUGGAUGGAAAUGCUUUUCCUGGUUUGCCUUUUCCACCUCCAUUGCCUCCAAAUCCUCCUGCUCCAACUACAGGACUUGCUUUUCCACCACCACCUCCUGGUCCCCCACCAAAUGAACGGGUUACGGUUCGUCCUCCUCUUCCGCCACCUCCUCCCUUUCCUCAAUCUUCCCAACUACCUUCACCUGGCCUUAAUGGAAGUGAAACUGAUAGCAAAAUCCUUCCCUCAUCAGAUCUAACCUUCAGCGACCAGAACGUCUCUACUGUGACUUCUAUCCCUCCUCCCCCACCUGGGCUUCCCCCGACACCUGUAAGCAAUGGUGGUCCAUCAAAUUCUAAUAACAGUAGUAGUAAUCUUCAAGAUGCUAACUUCUCCAUGAUGGUUGCACCAACUAGUUUCCUCUCUAAUUUACAGCCUGAUCUUAUGCAUUCAGGGAUGUUACGCUUUCCACCGCCACCUCCAGAUAUGCGUCCCCCUCCUGGACUCCCUCAUGGAAUGUUGGGUCAUCUAGGAAUCCCAAGGCCGCCUAAUGGUCCACCACCUGGACCACCUCCUAUGAUGAGACCGCCACUUCCUCCAGGUCCACCGCCUAAUUUUCAAGAUGGGCAAGCAAUGAGUAGGCCAUAUGUGCCACAGAAACUAUCUUACGUAAAAUCUGCUGCUCCUACAGUUGUCAAGAGACCACUUGCUCAGCACACACCUGAGCUUACAUCCAUGAUCCCUGCGUCAGUUCGAGUCAGAAGAGAGUCAGCACCUACAACCAAACCAAAGCCAAAGAUUUCGACAGCAAACAGCUUGGGAUUUACUCCAAGGUCUAUUACAACUCAUGCUGCCCCGGUGAAGCCAGUGUCUGCCACCAACACAUCUGCACCGUCAAAGCCACAGAGCAUCGACGACUCUUAUUCUGCCUUCUUGGAGGACAUGAAAGCUCUAGGAGCACUUGAUGGCUAAAAUAGAAGACUGCAUAGAGGGAUGGAAGCAAUUUCUUCUGGAUUAUAGUUUCAAAACAUUCCAGUGAAAAGAAAUCAGACGACCUGGAAGAUUUAGUUUCUCCCAGAGAAGUGGAGAUUGUUUAUCUUCAGCUGUUGUUUAGAUAUCAUAUCAUUGUAUUCAUUCAUCAACUCUGAAGUGUUUGCAUCUGCAAAGAUGUUUUAAGUGAAAGCUAAAACAUUUUGAGACUA